AUAUACUUAAAAAGAAAGACAUUCAUGAGGGAUUCUACAGGACUGGGAGCAGGACAGAUACUUCAGGACUGACACUACAGGACUGAUACUACAGGACUGUAGUAGUAUCUGUGUCAGCAGCAUCCACACCUGGUUGUAUGUUGGUGAAGUGGAGCUGCUUCCACUGAGCCCCUCCUUCUUUUCCCCAGUCAGGCUGUGUGCAGGAAAACGCGGAGCUACAGACACAGAUCACUCUACAGAUUUUACAUUAUUAUCCGCUUUUUAUAUCAGUUACAGAAAAAAUGAAAAGGAGGAGACCUGACGAGGAAUUGUUUGAUUGUGGGGCAACCUCUGCAGCACUCUCUAAAGUUGAGGUUCGAAGGAUGGUCUCCCAUGAGGUGCGUGCAGCUGUUGAAAGGUCUGACACGAUGAUGAAAGCUCUGAUGGAGAGAAUUCAGGAGAUAGACAGUGAACCUAAAUAUGAUGCAAGGCUCAAAAAACUGGGGGCACAUGUUAAAAAGAUCAAGCGAAGAGGGGAUGCAGCUUUUGCGUUUAUAAGAAAAGAGUUGCACCAGAAAAAGCAGCAGCAGCCAACAAACUCUCUUCCAUGUAUAUCCGACACAAGAAGAUUCAGUUCUGCCAAUGGAGGAUGUUCUGAUGACAGCACGUCGGCAUCAGCAGCCAUAGAGAUCAACGAUGAGGGAGAAGGAGCCGCAAGAAAACCUAAAGAAGGCUUCUGGCAGAGACUGCGAUCCAAGCAAGAGAUUGUGGACCUGACGGAUGAAGGCGAAGAUGCAGUGAGCAUAAAAAACGUCGGAAACCACAGUGAUACCCCUCCACCUCCAGUGCUGAAACGAGAGGAAAUCACUGCAAAUGGCCCCAAUACGGCACCGGUUAGGAGACUUGCUUACGAAGCGGAUUUCAAACUCAAGGCUAUCCGUCACGCAGUAGAGCACGGGAAUAGAGCGGCUGCGAGAGAAUUCAACGUUAAUGAGUCGAUGGUGCGGAAGUGGAGGAAGCAAGAAUAUGACCUGCUCCAAGUAAAGAAGACCAGACAGAGCUUCCGAGGGAAAAAGGCGAGAUGGCCAGAGUUGGAGGACCGAGUCGAACAGUGGGUUAUUGAACAGAGAACAGUAGGUAGAAGCGUCUCUACAGUCUCUAUCCGACUCAAGGCAGCGGCGGUAGCACGAGACAUGAACAUCGACGACUUCCGAGGAGCUCCUUCUUGGUGCUUCCGCUUUAUGAAAAGGCGCAAUAUCUCCAUCCACCCGAGAAAUACCGCCUCGCAGAAACUGACUAAGGAUUAUGAAGAAACAUUGGCUUUUUUCCGCAACUACUGCAAAAACAAGAUCACUGAAAAGAAGAUCCGGCCAGAGCACAUCACCAACAUGGACGAGGUCCCCCUCAGCUUUGACAUCCCCGUGAACUGUACUGUCGAGGCAACAGGGACCAAUUCAGUGUCUAUACACGCCACAGAAUACGAGAAGUCCUCCUUCACUGUAGUUCUCAGUUGCCAGGCUAAUGGUCAGAAGCUACCACCCAUGGUCAUUUUUAAGAGCAAGACUUUGCCAAAAGAGACGUUUCCAUCCGGCGUCAUCGUCAAGGCUAACCCAAAGGGCUGGAUGGACGAGGAGAUGAUGAGUGAGUGGCUGAGAGAAGUUUACGCCAACAGAUCGAAUGGCUUUUUCCAUCAAUCUCCGUCCUUAUUAAUCUGCGAUUCCAUGCACGCCCAUCUCAACGAUACUGUCAAAACCCAAGUACAGCAAACCAAUUCAGAGCUAGCCAUCAUUCCAAGUGGAUUCACCAAAGAACUCCAGCCACUAGAUAUCGGUGUGAACAGGUCGUUUAAAGUUAAACUGCGAGCUGUGUGGGAGCGCUGGAUGACCGAAGGCGAACGCUCAUUCGUCAAGACAGGGAAGCAACGCCUAGCGAGUUACGGCACUAUCUGCCAAUGGAUCGUGGAUGCCUGGGCUAAGGUGUCAGUCUCGAGCGUCGUCCGAGCUUUCACCAUGUCCGGAAUCAUCACUGAACAGCUAAAUUACAGCAACGAGACUGACUCUGAUAAUGACGAGAGGGAGCCGGGCGUGCUUAAUGCUGAAAUCGCCCACCUGUUAAACUCGGACACUGAAGAUGAAGGAUUUGAUGGAUUUGUGGAAGAGGAAUUAACUGAAAAAAACCGUCAAAACCUUCAUAUCCGGUUCUAGAGGAAAGCAAGAAACCGCCUGUGGAAGAAACUCGGGGUAGCCUGCAGUUCAGACUUCCUCGGUUGCCGGACUUGCCGUUCCCCAGUCAGCUGCCUGCAGCCGCUGCCACCAAAAACCUGCCCCAGAAGCCCGUGGUGAAAGUGGCUCGCAUCGAAAACCCCAAAGGCAUCGCCCU
Messenger RNA from Astyanax mexicanus (Mexican tetra), 2358 nucleotides. It is a transcript of the gene atf7ip2, whose product is annotated as activating transcription factor 7 interacting protein 2. Gene Ontology annotation, cellular component: transcription regulator complex; nucleus. NCBI's taxonomy places the organism in Eukaryota, Metazoa, Chordata, Actinopteri, Characiformes, Acestrorhamphidae. Gene Ontology annotation, biological process: regulation of DNA-templated transcription. Gene Ontology annotation, molecular function: transcription coregulator activity; DNA binding; protein binding. The record is from RefSeq and is a predicted model, not a curated record. The coding region runs from base 282 to 2183 and encodes 633 amino acids. The transcript is spliced from 13 exons.